Molecule: messenger RNA, 1383 nt
Organism: Xylaria bambusicola
Lineage: Eukaryota; Fungi; Ascomycota; Sordariomycetes; Xylariales; Xylariaceae
Exons: 2
Coding region: 402-1268 (288 amino acids)
Source: RefSeq, a predicted model, not a curated record
CUUACCCUGCCACGAAGCUCAUUAUAGGAAGGUACUUCUGGGCUCACCCAACUGAUAGUUCUUGGGCCUGCCUGGUUGUUGGAUCAUUCUACGACGCUGAUGACCGUGAAGUUCGGCGCAUUGAACUUUUUCUCGGACAUCGAAGUGAUAACAGCUACAGUCCCGAGGCUGAUAUUUUGGAAAUUGAUACAUACAGAAGCGACAACUUCCCAUUGUCAAACCAAGAUCUUGUCUUCACUGAAGACGGUUAUCUGAUUCUCUCCGCUGGUAUCUGCAUUGAUCUUGACUCGUACCCAUUUGUGACAGAGCUCGAACCUGCGACAUUUACGAUUCGAGAAACAACCCCCGGAUUCAACGCAGGUCUUCACUACCAUAUUCCAUCUACUCAACCUUUCGCUGCCAUGGCUGGACGCGGUGGCUGGAACACGCAGUUUGGCUGGGAUGACGGUGUACCACUUAUGUCGAGUAUGCCAAAUAUGCCAGGUAUGCCAGGUAUGCCAGGUAUGCCAGGUAUGCCAGGUAUGCCAGGUAUGCCAGGUAUGCCAGGUAUGCCAGGUAUGCCAGGUAUGCCAGGAAUGCCAGGAAUGCCUGGUAUGCCGGGAAUGUAUAGUAUGCCUGGUAUGCCUUUGGGAGGAUAUGGGCCUGCUGCUAUGGCCCCAAUGGCCCCAAUGGCUCCAAUGAACCAAAUAAACCCAAUGAACCCCAUGAUGAACACCGCCGCCUAUAGCAUGCCAGGAACAUACCAACCAGCAGGAGCACCAGGCUAUCCGUUUCUACAAUAUGGACAAUACCCAGCCGCACAAUACCCUAGCAAUGGCUACUAUGCAAACCAACGCCUUCCACAGCCACAUCCUCGCGUGAGCACCCAGUACCCAGGCAUCAACUUAGUGAACUCAACUGGUGGGGCAGGCUGUGAGCCGGGCUACAACUACAUCUUCCAUGACGAGCAUGUCAAGAUUCACGUCAUGAGAUCACCAGAGCCUCCAUGGAGAACACACGGGUUGCUUCAACCAUUUGCCAAGUUUGUGGUACCCACCAACACGACCAUUAAGGAGCUCAUGGGGCGCCUGGGUGCCGUCAACCCGGACCCUAUGCUGAACAGAAUCACUGAGAUUAAGCAGGCAGGCGAUGGCAAAUGGAACCGGGGAAUGAUCUUCACAGGUGACCAGGAAGCCGACCUCAAGCUGACGCUAAAGGAGGUCAGCUGGGAUGGCACGCGAGACGGUCGCGGGAAAGACGAAGUCUGGGUAUGGGUUACCUCGGAUUAAUUUUGCUAGUCUGUCUCGCAGAUUGGUACCAUUCGCAUCUGUUCAAGCUUGAUUUGUCGGAAGAUUGGGAAGGGGCUCUGUUUGGUGAUGAUUUCGGAACGGUUCUCGUUAUGUA